This is a messenger RNA of Cyphomyrmex costatus, 331 nucleotides long. RefSeq lists its product as uncharacterized. The record is from RefSeq and is a predicted model, not a curated record. Bases 35 to 331 code for a protein of 98 amino acids. Lineage: Eukaryota; Metazoa; Arthropoda; Insecta; Hymenoptera; Formicidae. The transcript is spliced from 2 exons.
AUAAAAAGAAAAGAGAGAAAAAUUAACGAUCAAAAUGAAAAAUAAUCAGCAUUGCAUGAUUCUUAACACCAGUGAGACUAACAAUUAUCAUCAACCUGUCUCGGCAAAACCUUCAGUUGUUUCGGUAUCAAGUAUCGACUCUGACGUCAGUGACAGAAGAGAUGUACGAGAAGAAUUGUACGCUGGGAUUUUUAGGAGACAUAGAAAAACUAUAUUGGUAUUAGGCAGUUUUCUUAAGAUGUUAAGGAAAUAUUUGAACAGAUUGCAUGCACUGAGCCGAAUAUACGCCUUAAUUGCUUUAAGAUUCGAAAUGCACCAAAAGUUUUGGUAA